Nymphaea colorata (pocket water lily) is the source of this 3475-nucleotide messenger RNA. RefSeq names its product probable inactive histone-lysine N-methyltransferase SUVR2. The transcript is spliced from 7 exons. The record is from RefSeq and is a predicted model, not a curated record. Gene Ontology annotation, cellular component: nucleus. NCBI's taxonomy places the organism in Eukaryota, Viridiplantae, Streptophyta, Magnoliopsida, Nymphaeales, Nymphaeaceae. The coding region runs from base 168 to 2603 and encodes 811 amino acids. Gene Ontology annotation, molecular function: zinc ion binding; protein binding; histone methyltransferase activity.
ACGAUUCAAACUUCCGAUUCAUAAACAGGCGGCUGUUUAACGCAGACUCCAUAGAUGCCUCAGCAGCCUAAAAACCUUAAACCCACUCUCUCUCUCUCUCUCUCUCUCUCUGUUGCUGUUGCUGAAUCCACCACUGAGCGGAGGAUAAGCCUCAGGGAUCGGCAGCGAUGGCGCCGCACUCACGGUUCAAUUCGGCCGUUCAGGCCAUGAGGGAUAUUGGCAUCCCGUCGAAGACAGUGAAGCCCGUUCUCAGGAAGCUGUUGGAGCUAUACGACGAUAACUGGGCUCUAAUCGAGGAGGAAAGCUACCGAGCCUUGGCUGAUGCCAUAUUUGAGCAGCAGGAUUCUCAGAAAGAUGCCAAAAUCAAAGAGGAAGAUGACAAUGAGCGUGAGAGGGGAAAUGAUGAGUAUGAGCACGAACCACCACGGACGCGGUCGCGAUUGAGGAUUGAGGAACCUCCAUCCGCUCUUCCUUCAAGUUCAUCAUUGUCUUGCCGUGAGUCACCUUCACCAUCGAAGAGACCCAUGUUGGGGGAGGCACCGCCGCUGAGAAGGCGGUCACAGUUGAGAUUGGAGGAGCCACCAUCUUCCCCAUGUCAGUUCUCUGCUCCAAGGUUGACGUACAAUGAAGCUUCAUCAUCAAAGGAACUGGCAUUAGAGGAAGAGCCACUGAAAAGGCGGUCGCGCUUGAGAUCGGAGAAGGCCUGUGGUUCACCAGCGGUUCCUCCUCCAACCUCGCCAUAUGUGGAAGCUUCAUCGUUCAAGAGGCUGGCUUCCGAGAGUGCAGUUUCACCUCACAGUCCCGAGAUGCCAGUAUCUGUUGAUGGAGCCGCUAAUUUAAGUAGUUUUAAAAGACCGAAGAUUGAACCUUCCCAUGUCGAGCCUUUCCCGAUUUCAUCUAUUAAUGACCCAGUACGCUGCAGUCAUCCGAAUGCAAACGGAGUGCUUAAUGAUUCAGGGCAUGCGACUUCCCCACAGAGGCCAUCCUUACCUCCUGUUGAGGAUGGCAACAAUCCCGUUCAGCAUUCUAACCCUCAGAAUUUGCAGAUGCCAAAACUUGAGCCAUUCGUUGAUGAUGAUGAUUACCCAGCAGUGGGUGUUGAGGUUCCCCUUGCUGUAAUACAUCCUUCAGGUCAUGAGAGCGCUGAAGAAGAUUGUGCAAACAGGCUGGGUGAUUCAUUAGAAGCCCUUUCUACAAUUUAUGAAGAUGAUGAUGAUGAUCAUAACGAGAAUGUCCGCAAUUCAACAGUUCCUAAUAAAAAAAAGGAACAUUUGACUGAUUCUGCACCUGAGGAUAGUCUCAGUUAUGAAAUUGCAUCAACAAGCUUGGGGGAAGUGAAACUUGCUAUAUCAUGUAAUUGUUCUCAUACUAGUCAAGAUUUCCAUGUUCCAAGUCUUGAUGUAGUUAUGAAGUUGGCAGAAGAUCGUGCCUUAAAAUCCUAUAAAAUCUUUGGAUCCAGUUUCUCUAUCAUGAAGCUGAUGAAGGAAAUAUGCCAGUGCUUUUUAGAACUUGCCACUGGUGCUGGCGAGCAGCAGAAAAGAAUCACAACUGUAACUCCAGAAAUAAACAUGUCAAAAUUGAGUAAAGAUCAUAUUUUGGGUGCUAGUCAUGCAUCGCUUGAUCUUUACAGCACUCUAGAGAGGAUGCUGCCACAGAUGCCACAACAUAUUGCUCUGAAUUGUGUUAAUGGUCUGCGCCGAAGGAAAAAGGUUGACAAGAAAGACGCCAAGUAUGGCAAUGUCAAAGCAAAGAAAUUGAAACCUAUGGAGUUUAGAAGCAGCAGUGACAUAGUAAUAGCUCAAGAAAAUCAAGAUUCUUUCAGCAUUGAGAACCCUCUGCAUGAUGUCAGUGACAUAGCAAAGUGUGAAGAGAAAGUCCCUAUUCCAAUUAUAAAUGAAGUUAGCAGUGAGCCUUAUCCUCCUCAAUUUCAUUACAUCCCAAACAAUAUUGUUUACCAAAACGCAUAUGUUAAUUUUUCUCUUGCCCGCAUUGGGGACGAGGACUCCUGUUCUGGAUGUUUUGGUAAUUGUCUGUUAGGAUCCAUACCUUGUCCUUGUGCAAGAGAAACAGGUGGUGAAUAUGCUUAUACACUGGAUGGCCUUGUGAGGAAAGAGUUUUUGGAUGAAGCCAUUUCUAUAUACCGUGAGACAGACAAGCUUCAACAGUUCUUUUGCAAGGAAUGCCCCUUGGAAAAGUCAAAGCGAGAUACCUCAUGUAAGGGACACCUAGUCAGGAGGUUUAUUAAGGAGUGCUGGAGUAAAUGUGGGUGCAACAAACAAUGUGGGAAUCGCGUAGUGCAGAGAGGCAUUAUAACCAACUUGCAGGUAUUUUUUACUCCUGAAGGAAAAGGAUGGGGUCUGCGGACUUUUGAUGCUUUACCUAGAGGUGCUUUUGUGUGUGAAUAUGUUGGUGAAAUAUUAACUAAUACUGAGUUGUACAAUCGAAAUUCACAAUGCUCUGGGGAUGAAAAGCACCAUUAUCCAGUGCUAUUGGAUGCUGACUGGGGAUCUGAAGGUAUUCUGAAGGAUGAAGAAGCCCUUUGUCUAGAUGCAACACAUUAUGGAAAUGUUGCCAGGUUCAUAAAUCAUAGGAUUAUGGAAUAGAUUUUGAUGAUGCUGAGCAUCCUGUCAAGGCCUUCCAGUGCCUGUGCGGAAGCCGACAUUGCCGAAGUCCAAAGCGUCCAAGCAGUUAAUUAUUUGUGAAAAAAUUACAAAAGGGUGCUAGCGUGAAUCGCAGAUCACUGCAUAACUUUCAAAAGUUAAUGAAUAAGCGUUCAGGUUUUGGGAAAUCCUUAGGGAGCCGCCUAUGGCAGAAGUUAUUAAUUUUUAAAUAUAUUAUAAAAAAAAAACUCCUUAUCUUAGGACAAUUAUUUUUUGGGGCCAAGGGAAGCGUGGUUCUUUAUGAGGGCUAUUUAUUGUCAUUUUAAUUGAAAAUUUGAUAUUUUCAGUCAGUAGGCGGCUCAUUGAGAAUCUCUCUCUAAAGUUGGGGCGUCAGUUUGUUAACUUUUAAAAGUCGGUGAUUUGUUACUUGCCCAACUAUUAGAUGUCUUUCUAUAAUUUCUUCAUUACGUGCGCAAGAGUAUGUUUUGGUCUCAUCUUUGUGUUUGAUUUCUAACUUAUUCUUGCUUUUCUUUUGUUUGGCUUUUACAAGGGACCAGGUCUCGGGCACUAACUAUUUGAGGCAGAUGACCAUGAUCUGACAUUUCCAGGGCGCUUACAGGGAAAUGCUGACGAUUUUGUACAGGAAAAUUGUGUAUAAUUGCAGCAUGUUGCAUAUCACUUUUCUUGAAGUUCGAGGGAGUAGCAUAGUUUCUGUUCAGGAGGUUAUCACGGCUCUAUCAUGUAUCAUUUUGUAUUUACUCCAUGUUUUUGGUCGUGCUUAGUGUUGUCCUGCACAAAUCGAACUGCUUUCACCAAUCUGACUACAUGCAACAGAAAAAUCUCAACGGGGUGUUCCCUGUGUGUGUUUUGAUGCA